Messenger RNA from Lacerta agilis (Sand lizard), 3668 nucleotides. RefSeq names its product protein tyrosine phosphatase receptor type E (gene PTPRE). Gene Ontology annotation, biological process: protein dephosphorylation. NCBI's taxonomy places the organism in Eukaryota, Metazoa, Chordata, Lepidosauria, Squamata, Lacertidae. The coding region runs from base 16 to 2334 and encodes 772 amino acids. The transcript is spliced from 21 exons. Gene Ontology annotation, molecular function: protein tyrosine phosphatase activity. The record is from RefSeq and is a predicted model, not a curated record.
CUGGCGCCGCCUCAGAUGCGCGCAGAGCGGCUGGCUGGCAGGCGGGCGGGCGAGGAGAGGGAACGCAGGAAAUUUCCUGCUUGGCCGACAGCGGGUCUCUCCAGCCGCGGCAGGGCGAAUGCCAGGGCGUCCUCCGCUGGCCUCCGCCUCAGUCCGCCAGCGACGCUGCGAGGAGGGCAUGAGGAGCCGACGCGCCUGCAGGAGCCGAGCUGGCCGAGUCCCCCGGAGCCUAUAGCAUCUUCUUCUAGUAGGUCCAUGAUGGAAUACUCCUGUUCAGUCUUGCUAAUUUCCAUUAGUUUUCUGCACGGCGAAGCAUUGCGUGGCAAUGGGACUGCAUCACUUAAUGAUACAACAACAAGCCCUCCAAAAGAAAACAGUCCACCUCCACAUCUGUUGACUUCAAUGCUGAUCCUGAUUCUGGUGUUUAUAAUUUUGAUCCUUUUAGCUGGCUAUUUCUUCAGGUUCAGGAAACACAGAAAAGCAGUGGUGACUUCAAGUGAUAAAAAAAUACCGAAUGGAAUCUUAGAAGAGCAAGAACAACAGAUGCUUCUCAGAAGGUCUCCUUCUGGCCCAAAAAAGUAUUUUCCUAUUCCAGUGGAACAUCUGGAACAUGAAAUACGGAUAAGAGCAGCUGAUGAUGGAAAGUUGUUUCGGGAGGAGUUUAAUUCAUUACCUCCUGGAUAUAUGCAAGGAACACUUGAGAUGGCAAAUAAAGAGGAAAACAGAGAAAAGAACAGAUAUCCCAACAUACUACCUUACGACCAUUCCAGGGUAGUUUUAAUGCAAAUAGGUGGACUUCAGUGUUCAGACUACAUCAAUGCUUCAUAUAUAGAUGGCUACAAGGAAAAGAAUAAAUUUAUAGCAGCUCAAGGCCCUAAACAAGACACUGUAAAUGAUUUCUGGAGGAUGAUAUGGGAACAAAAGUCUGCAACUAUUGUCAUGUUAACGAAUGUGAAAGAGAGAAAAGAGGACAAGUGUUUCCAGUACUGGCCUGAUCAGGGAUGCUGGACUUACGGAAACAUCCGAGUUUCUGUGGAGGACUGUAUAGUUCUUGUGGAUUAUACUAUUCGGAAGUUUUGUAUUCAGUCACAGGUUUCUGAUGGCUGCAAAGCUCCCAGGCUUGUGACACAGCUUCAUUUCACCAGCUGGCCUGAUUUUGGAGUGCCUUUCACACCUAUUGGAAUGCUCAAAUUCCUAAAGAAAGUAAAAUCAUUGAAUCCUGCACAUGCUGGACCAAUUGUGGUUCACUGCAGUGCUGGUGUGGGUCGUACAGGCACAUUCAUAGUAAUCGAUGCUAUGAUUGACAUGAUGCAUGUUGAGCAAAAAGUUGACGUUUUCGAGUUUGUGGCAAGAAUCCGCAAUCAACGGCAACAAAUGGUUCAGACCGAUAUGCAGUAUUCCUUCAUUUAUCAAGCCUUACUUGAAUACUACCUCUAUGGUGACACAGAACUAGAUGUGUCCUCCUUAGAAAAGCACCUGCAGCCAUCGCACAAUGCAGCACCAAAUCUCGUCAAACUAGGGCUAGAAGAAGAGUUUAAGAAAUUAACAAAUGUUCGAAUAAUGAAAGAAAACAUGAGAACUGGUAAUCUGCCCGCAAAUAUGAAGAAAGCCAGAGUUAUCCAAAUCAUCCCAUAUGACUUUAACAGAGUGAUUCUUUCAAUGAAAAGAGGUCAGGAGUAUACGGAUUAUAUCAAUGCUUCCUUCAUAGACGGCUAUCGCCAAAAGGAUUACUUCAUUGCAACUCAAGGACCUCUUCCUCACACUGUGGAAGACUUCUGGCGAAUGGUGUGGGAAUGGAAAUGUCACACAAUUGUAAUGCUCACCGAAGUGCUUGAAAGGGAGCAGGAAAAAUGUUUUCAGUACUGGCCAUCAGAGGGAUCUGUUACUUAUGGAGAGAUUACCAUCGAGAUAAAGAGUGACUCACUGGCUGAUGCCAUAAGCGUCAGGGACUUCCUGAUUAUGCACAAUCAGGAGAAGCUGGGCAGACUUGUCCGACAGUUUCAUUUUCAUGGAUGGCCUGAAAUUGGAAUUCCUGCCGAAGGGAAAGGAAUGAUUGACCUCAUUGCAGCUGUCCAAAAGCAGCAACAGCAGACAGGAAACCAUCCCAUUACAGUGCACUGCAGUGCUGGAGCUGGAAGAACAGGUACAUUCAUUGCACUCAGCAAUAUUCUGGAGCGAGUCAAAGCUGAGGGGCUCUUAGAUGUAUUUCAAGCUGUGAAGAGUUUACGACUGCAAAGACCACAUAUGGUGCAAACACUGGAACAGUAUGAAUUCUGCUACAAAGUGGUACAAGAUUUCAUUGACAUAUUUUCUGAUUAUGCCAAUUUCAAGUGAAAACUCCUGCCUUAUUAUUAUUAAUUUAAUCAUCUGUACAGAGAUUUGUAAAUCAUGUUAAUUUAUUUCCAUUGACUUUUUAAAAACUCUAAAUGUACAUACUAUCAUGUUUGGCUUGCUCGGAAUGCCUCCUUAGAUGUAUAAAUUAUUCAAGACUUUCACUCUCUGAUCCAAAGGAGCAUGCGCAGAACCAUUUCAAAAAAACCCUGAAGAACCUGUUUGAUUCCAGAGUCCCACUUUCCCUCCCAAACAGCCAAAUAGCAGGAUUGCUAUUGUUUUGAAAUGCUCAACAUGUGUAGCUUCAGCACAUAAAAUAGGGGAGCUGUACAUGAAGCACACUUUUGCAUGUGGGACACCCCAUUCAGCUGGGGAUAUAUGUGCAAAGGCUGUGUCUGUGUAUCUAGUUCCCCAAGCUGGAUCAAGGUGAUCUUUAAAGUUUUGCAUAACAGGUGGCCGUGUACAAUAUAUCACAGUAUAAACUAUUACGAAUAUAUGGCACAAUCCAGCCUAUGUUAGGCAUAUUCAAUGCCCACUGAUUUCAGUGGGUGUAUUAAGCUUCUGCUUACAUUUUUCCCAUUGAAGUUAAUGGGAUUUGGAGUUCAGUUAAUGGUCUGGGAGCACUUGAUGCUGCAGCACUACUGAAGCUAAGUGUGCAUGGAUGUGAUCAGCCCCUUGGAUGGGAGUCCAUCGAAGAACAGGAAACAAAUACUUUUAAAAUACAUUAAUGGGACUUCAAAAAUGCUUGGUUCUGGCUGGAUCAUACCCACAUUUUUUCCCUGAACACCUAUGAAAUUCUGCCUUUUAAUUUUUAGUUUUUAACUUUUAGAUGACUUAUAAAAUAACCCGUGUUUAUAAAGCAGAGGAAUAAGAGUGAAUAGGCUGGAUCCAAAUUCAUGCACAUGACAAUUAUUUCUCUUAGAGCAAGUUCCACACAAUGGCCACAUGCUACUAGGAAACACUGUGUACACCCCACUGAAAUGAGUGUGACCACCCAAGAGCAUAUGCACUUGCUUGCUGCAUUCAUCUCAGUAUUUGCAGAGUAUUCUUUUUUUGGUUGUGGUGGUGUUUUGAUGCUUUUAUGUUCAUCAGCACCUUGCUCCACAUGUAAACCUAUUGAUGCUAACGUGAACUGCUGACUGUGGAAGACACUAUUUGAGGUGCUCUAGAAAGUUGGUUAAUAUUCUACAACUAUUAAUCUUAACGUUCAAUAGCCAGGUUAUACCUGUUUGCUUUUUUGGUAUUUUUAAGCAUUCUUCCUGUUAAGCACAACUCAUUCAGUGGAUUAUAUAUAAUGGUACAUGAAUCCUCUACAAUCCUCUACAACCAACAGUCUA